Molecule: messenger RNA, 5263 nt
Organism: Andrographis paniculata
Lineage: Eukaryota; Viridiplantae; Streptophyta; Magnoliopsida; Lamiales; Acanthaceae
Product: transcription elongation factor SPT6 homolog
Exons: 17
Coding region: 252-5153 (1633 amino acids)
Biological process (GO): transcription elongation-coupled chromatin remodeling; nucleosome organization; transcription elongation by RNA polymerase II
Cellular component (GO): transcription elongation factor complex
Molecular function (GO): DNA binding; nucleosome binding; histone binding
Source: RefSeq, a predicted model, not a curated record
GUGGUCUUAUGCAUUCUUGUUUUUGUGCAUCGACGAGAGGAAAUCAGCUGGCGACCGUAAAAAGGGUUUGUUCGUUCGUGGUCUAGGGCUUUUGGUUUUCGAUUUAAUGAAGAAAUGGGGCUGGAGAAACGAUGGAUGAUUCGGGGCCAUUUUUGAAGCUCGACAGGAGGGAGGGUAUUUUACUUAAUUUUAGCUUGAUUCCUUCCUUCUAGGGUUUUACUUUUCCUACCUGUUUCCGCACUCGCAUCGCCAUGGCUGGGAAGAAUGUGAUCUCUGACGACGAAGAUGAGAUUGGUGUUGACGAAGAGGAGAGAGAUGAAGAGCCUUACGGAGAUCAAGCUGAUGAACGCGAGGACGAAGAGGAUGAAGAAGAAGAAGACGAGGAAGGGCAGGACGAAUAUGAAAAAGAUGGAUUCAUAGUGGAUGAUGUCGAGGAAGAAGAGGAAGAGGAGGAAGAGGAUAGAGUUGACAGUGAUGAGGAGAGGCAAAAGAAAAAGAAAAGGAAAAAGAGGGAGUCAGAAAGGAACUAUGUUCUUGACGAGGAUGACUAUGAACUCCUCCAGGAAAGCAAUAUCUCUGUGCAUCGCCCGAAGUUGGAAAGUAAGAAAUUUAAGCGUCUAAAAAAGGCUCGAAGGGAUGCAGAAGAAGGCUCCUCUGGAUUUUCUGAUGAAGAGGAGUUUGAUGGUAGUGGUAAAGGUGGGCGGACAGCUGAGGAGAAGCUUAAGCGCAGCUUGUUUGGAGAUGAUGAUGGACAACCUCUCGAAGAUAUUGCUGAGGAGGAUGAACCUCUGGAGGAAGAGGAUGCUGACAUUGGGGAGGAGGAUGAGAUGGCAGAUUUUAUUGUUGAUGAAGAGGAAGUUGAUGAAAAUGGGGCUCCUUUGAGGAGGAAGAAAGUCAAGAAGAGCAGGCAGCGACCAGGAAUUUCUUCAUCUGCCCUUCAGGAAGCCCAUGAAAUAUUUGGUGACGUUGACAAACUUUUGGACAGUAGGAAGUCGGGAUUCAGGGAUAGGUUUGGUGAAGUUGGUGAGAGGAGCCUUGAGGAUCAGUUUGACCCCAGCAUACUUUCUGAGAAAUAUAUGACUGGAAAAGAUGAUCAGAUUAGAGAGAUUGACGUCCCUGAAAGGAUGCAGUUAUCUGAAGAAAGUACUGGUCCCCCUCCAACGGAUGAGCUUAGUAACAAGAUGGAGACAGAAUGGAUAUAUAAUCAGCUUGUGAAUGGCAUGGUACCAUUUUAUAACAAGAGUAGUUCGACGAAUGAGGAAGUAGAUGAUGAACUGAAGAGACAUCUUGCUAGAUUUCUGGAGUUAAUGCAUGUUCAAAAGCUAGAUGUUCCAUUCAUAGCUAUGUAUCGAAAAGAGGAGAUUUUGAGCCUAUUAAAGGAUCCAAAUGAGCCUGAAGCUGAUAUUGAUAAUGAUCCUAACCAGAAACCUCCUCUGAAGUGGCACAAGGUGCUUUGGUCAAUUCAGGACUUGGAUCACAAGUGGCUUCUUCUUCAAAAAAGAAAGAGUGCACUCCAGUCAUACUACAAUAAGCGGUUUGAAGAAGAGACUCGGAGAGUAUACGAUGAAACACGCCUAGAUUUAAAUAAAAUGCUUUUUGAGUCAAUAACUAAGUCGCUUAAAACUGCCGAUUCAGAAAGGGAGGUUGAUGAUGUAGACUCCAAGUUUAAUUUACACUUCCCCCCUGGUGAAGUUGUUCUGGAUGAGGGACAAUUUAAGAGGCCAAAGAGGAGAUCACAUUACAGUGUUUGCUCUAAAUCUGGACUAUGGGAGGUUGCAAGCAAAUUUGGCUAUAGCUCAGAGCAAUUUGGUUUGCAGAUUUCCCUGGAGAAAAUGAGGAUGGAUGAAUUGGAGGAUGCGAAGGAAACACCAGAGGAGAUGGCAGCUAAUUUCACCUGUAAAAUGUUUGAGACACCCCAAGCUGUGUUGAAAGGUGCAAGGCACAUGGCCGCUGUUGAAAUCAGUUGUGAACCAAUUGUCCGUAAGCAUGUCCGCAGUAUCUUUGUGGAUAAUGCUGUAGUGUCAACUAGUCCUACGCAAGAUGGCAAUACAGCUAUUGAUUCUUUCCACCAGUUUGCUGGAAUUAAGUGGUUGCGUGACAAGCCGCUCAACCGAUUUGAUGAUGCUCAAUGGCUUUUGAUUCAGAAAGCUGAAGAAGAUAAGCUUUUGAAAGUUACUAUCAAGUUACCCGAAGUUGUCCUUGAAAAGCUGAUAAGUGAUUCGCAUGACUAUUAUCUGAGUGAUGGUGUUAGUAAAUCUGCUCAGCUGUGGAACGAGCAGAGAAAGCUCAUAAUUCAUGACGCCUUUCACAAUUUGCUUCUGCCUUCCAUGGAAAAGGAGGCUAGAUCUCUACUGACCAGUCGGGCAAAAGCCUGGUUACACUGGGAAUAUGGAAAGUUAUUGUGGGACAAAGUGUCUGUUGCUCCAUAUCAGUGCAAAGAAAGUGAUAUUAGCUCAGAUGAGGAAGCUGCCCCGAGGGUUAUGGCUUGUUGCUGGGGACCAGGGAAGCCUGCUACUACUUUUGUGAUGUUGGAUUCAGCUGGAGAGGUUAUUGAUGUACUGCAUGCUGGUAACCUGAGUCUUCGUGGGCAAAGUGUUAAUGAACAGCAACGUAAGAAAAAUGAUCAACAGCGAGUGCAGAAGUUUAUGAUGGAUCACCAACCCCAAGUUGUGGCACUAGGUGCAGCUAAUUUGUCCUGUACCAAAUUAAAGAAUGAUAUUUACGAGAUUAUCUUCAAGAUGGUGGAAGAUAACCCCAGGGACGUCGGUCAAGAGAUGGACAAUAUGAAUAUUGUCUUUGGUGACGAGUCUCUUCCGCAUUUGUAUGAGAAUUCUCGCAUAUCAGUCGAUCAACUUCCUUCUCAAGAAGGGAUUAUUAGGCGCGCUGUUGGUAUUGGGCGUUAUCUUCAGAAUCCAUUAACCAUGGUGGCCACAUUAUGUGGUCCGGGUAGGGAGAUAUUGUCUUGGAAACUCAGUCCCUUGGAGAAUUUUCUUACUCCUGAUGAGAAGUAUAGCAUGAUCGAGCAAGUUAUGGUGGAUGUUACAAAUCAGGUCGGUCUUGAUUUGAACUUGGCUUCUAGCCAUGAAUGGCUAUUUGCUCCUCUGCAAUUUAUCUCUGGGCUUGGACCCCGAAAAGCAGCUUCUUUGCAAAGGUCCUUGGUAAGAGCAGGAGCCAUAUUCACUAGGAAAGAUCUUUUGACGUCUCAUGGUCUUGGUAAAAAGGUCUUUAUUAAUGCUGUUGGAUUCCUUCGAGUUCGACGCAGUGGUCUUACAUCUAGUAGCAGUCAGUUUAUAGAUUUGUUGGAUGACACUCGAAUACAUCCAGAGUCUUACAGCCUUGCACAAGAUCUGGCCAAGGAUAUUUAUCGGGAAGAUGGCAAUGAUGAUGCAAACGAUGAUGAUGAUGUACUGGAAAUGGCUAUAGAGCAUGUCAGGGAGAAGCCUCAUUUAUUGAGAGCUGUCGAUGUUCAAGAAUAUGCUGAACAGAAGAGCCGCUUGAACAAAAAACAAACCCUUAAUGAUAUCAGGCUGGAGUUGAUUGAAGGCUUCCAAGAUCGGCGUAGACCAUACGAACCCCGAAGUCAAGAUGAUGAGUUUUACUUGCUAUCCGGGGAGUCCGAAGAAACACUAUCUGAAGGAAGAAUUGUGCAAGCUACCGUUCAAAGAGUGCAAGAGAAUAGGGCAUUUUGUCUUCUUGAGUCUGGAUUGAAAGGCGUGCUCGCCAAGGAAGAUUAUACGGAUGAGUGGAGGGAUAUUAACGAUUUAACCGAGAAACUCCGUGAAGGAGAAAUUUUAAGUUGCAGAAUCAAAUCUAUUCAGAUGAAUCGGUAUCAGGUGUUCUUGACUUGUAGAGAGAGUGAAAUGAGGGGUAAUCGUUUCCAGACUAAUCGGAACUUGGAUCCUUACUAUCAUGAAGAUCGCACCGCCCCACAGUCUCAACAAGAAAAAAGUCGUAAAGAGAAGGAGCUUGCAAAGAAGCAUUUUAAGCCGAGGAUGAUUGUUCACCCUCGCUUCCAAAACAUAACAGCUGAUGCAGCAAUUGAGUUUUUGGCUGAGAAAGAUCCUGGCGAAAGUGUCAUUCGCCCUAGUUCCCGUGGACCUUCGUAUUUGACCUUGACACUGAAAGUUUACGAUGGGGUAUAUGCCAACAAGGACAUUAUCGAAGGUGGAAAGGAACACAAGGAUAUUACUAGUUUACUUCGAAUUGGGAAGACACUUAAAAUUGGGGACGAUACAUUUGAAGAUCUCGACGAGGUAAUGGAUCGUUAUGUGGAUCCGUUGGUAGCCCAUUUGAAAGUAAUGCUUAACUACCGCAAAUUUAGGCGAGGCACUAAAACUGAAGUUGACGAGCUCCUUCGAAUCGAGAAGGCUGAGAAUCCGAUGAGGAUUGUCUAUGGCUUCGGAAUAUCCCACGAACAUCCCGGAACUUUCAUCCUGACGUACAUACGCAGUUCUAAUCCACAUCACGAGUACAUCGGCCUCUAUCCGAAAGGAUUCAAGUUCCGGAAACGAAUGUUCGAGGACAUUGACCGUCUAGUGGCUUAUUUCCAGAGGCAUAUCGACGAUCCUCAUGAUUCUGCACCGUCAAUUCGCUCGGUUGCCGCUAUGGUUCCUAUGAGGAGUCCUGCUCCUGGUGGGGGUGGCUGGGGCGGUUCGAACAAUGAAGGCGGCGGUGGCUGGCGAGGAGGUCAAGAUAGAGAUAGGGGUUCCGGAUCUCGACCAGGGAGAGGCGACUACAGAAAUGGCGACGGGCCACCUAGACCAUACGGUGGGCGCGGCCGGGGACGCGGGCGCGGUGGAAGGGGAGGCGACCGACAAGAUUCAGAUCGAGGGUCGAGGAAGUGGGACAAUAAAGAUGACAACAGCAACAACGAUGGAUGGGGAAGCUUUCCUGGAGCCAAAGUCGAUAACUCCCCCGGUCGGGAUGCAUUUGGUGGUAGCUGGGGAGGAGGCGACGGCGGCAGCAAUGCUGGGGAUGGCGGCGGCAGUGGUUGGGGUUCCUGGGGGCAGGCCGGCGGCGGCGGUGGUUCCAGUAAUGCCGGUGGUGGUGCGGAUGGUGGUGGUAGUUCUGGGUGGGGCGGUGGUAGCAAAAAGAGCUCCGAAGACGGCGGCGGCGGCGGCAGUUGGGGCGGCGGCGGCGGCGGCUGGUCGUAAAACAUUUAUUUACUUUAUGCAAUUGCAAUUUUCUUAUGCUCUACAGAUGCUGCUGCUGCUUUCCUUUUGCUUUGUAAUGUCUUAUUAUCUCUACAAACAUACCUUUUGAA